AUGGCUUUAGGAAAAGAAAAUAUUAAUGAUUUUGAUGAAUACGUAAGAAAAAAAAUAAGGAAAUUAUUUGAUUUUGCUCAAAAACAGCACGGUCAUCACAAAAUAAUUGAAAAGUGCAGAAAAUUGCAAAAGAAAUGUAAUUCAGAGUUUGAUGAAUUAUUUUUAAAAGAGUUUACAAAUGCUAUUAGGUUUACUUUUAUUUAUCCAGAAAAGUUAGGAGUGGAUAAUAUUCUUUCUUUUGUAUCCAAAUAUGUCACAACCACAUAUAUUCCUAAUGAAGAAAAUGAUAUUUUAGAUAGCACAGUUGAUGAAACUUCUCCUUUCAUCAGUGAAAUUUUAACAUUUUUAUGUAAAACACAUGGAGCAGCUUUAGUCGAUGCUCGUUUAAGGUGCAUGCAACUCUUAACUAAAAUUCUUUCUGGAAUGCCUGAAAACUCAUUAAUAAGUGAUGAAAUAUGGAUGAAACUAAAAGAAGCUGUAUUGUCAAGAUUACAAGACAAAAAUUCAGGAGUACGAGCUCAGGCUGUGCUCAGUGCGAGAAUGUUGCAAGACCCAAAAAAUCCUGAUUGUGAAGUUAUUAAAGCUCUUAUUUUUCAUUUUAAUGAUCCAAGUCCUGCUGUUAGAAGAGCUGUUACUUCUUCGAUAGCUUUAAAUAAAAUAACAAUAGCUCAUCUACUGGCUAGAACUAGAGAUAUCAGUGAUAAUGUUCGAAGAAAUGCAUAUUUAGUAUUUUCAAAAAUUAAGUGUUUAAAUUUAACCAUCAAAUAUAGAAUAACAAUUUUAGAAAGAGGUCUUCAAGAUAGAUCAGAUAUGGUUCGAAAAUGUGUAGAACAAUAUGUUGUCAUUAAUUGGUAUGAAAAUUUUAAUAGGGAUGUUAUUAAAUUUUUAAAAGCUUUAGAUGUGGUUAACUGCUCUGAAGUUGCAAUUAAAACUAUCGAAGCUCUAUUAAAAACUCAGCCAUUAGAAGACUUAAUUAAACAAUUAAAAUUAACAGAAGAAACUAAACUAAUUUCGGAAGAAAACUUAUCUCCUGAAGUAGUUUUAUUUUGGAGAUGUUUAGCUCUUUCUUUUUUAAAAGAUGGAAAAGAAGAUGAAUUAGAAUCGAUAACUCCAAAUUUGACAAUUCUUUGCAAUUUUAUCAGAAGGUUUUAUUUGUCGAAAGAAAAAAAUGAAACUCAAACGGAAGAUGAAAAAUGGGCAGAAAUUCAAAAUAAAGAAAUUUUAAUGCAUUUGAUUCAAUUAGUAAAAGUUUAUGAUUUUAGUGAUGAAAUGGGAAGGUUAAAAUUGAAAGAAUUAAUUAUUGAUAUAUUGAUUGGGCCAAAAAUUCAAAAAAAUAUAAUAAAAGCACUUGUAGAAUUAUUAACACUUGUAAUUCCAAACAAAGAAUCAUUUAUUCAAGAAUUAACUGAAGUUAUUUCGGAAAUUCGUCAACCUCUUAGAACGAUUGUAACUGAAAUUUCACAAAAAGACAAAAUGGAAAGAAAUUUAAAAAUAUCCGAUUUAAAAAUUUUAUUAAACGAUUUACAAGAGAGAGAAUAUAAUGCGGUUAAAGAUAAAAAUUAUUCGGAAGCUCAAUUGCUUAAAGAACAAAUAGAAUCUACUAAAAAUGAAUUAAAAGAAAUCGAAGAAAAACCCACGACUUUAACUCAUGAGGUAAACGAAGAAAAAAAUGAUCCCGUAACACUUUGUAAUUGUCUUUCAAUCUUGAUUGAAAUGAUUAAAAAUAGUAAUGUAAGGGUUGAAACCCCUCAAUUGCUUGCAUUAAGAGAAAAUUUUUUAAAUCAGUGCAUGGCGAGCAGAGAUUUAUUAACCCAAUCGUUAGCCAUCGAAGCUUCCGCACAAUACAGCAUAUUAAAUAAAGAAUUUGCAAAACAAAGUUUUAUUAGAUUUUUAUUAAUGAUAUCAGAAGAUGGUGAUAAUGAAAUAUGCAUUCCAUCAUUAAAAGGAGUUUUUGACAUAAUACAAACGCACGGUUUAAACCCGCUUGAGGAAUUACAAUUCGAUAAUAAAAAAAGCGGCGACGAAAACUGUUCACUGAGCGAAAAAAGUAAUAAUUCGAAUGGGGAUUCAAUUUGGUUGAAUGAAUUGAAUGAAUCAUUUUCCGAAAUGACAUGUUUGAAAAAUUUAACUGCUUUGUUAUCCUGCGAAAAGUUACGUUUAAACAAUGAUUUAUUAAAAAGAGUUGCUUACGAGGGUCUUUGUAAACUUUUACUCACCGGAAUUAUUUAUUCGCCUACAAUACUAAGUAAAAUAAUAAUAAAAGGCUUCAGUCCGAUCAUAGAUUGCGAAUCCGAAGAUUACAUUCGUCAAACGUUUGUCGUUUUUUUUCCAAUUUUUGCAUCCAACACUCCUCGAAGUCAAGAAAUGAUUGAAAUGGUUUUCAUUCCAACAUUAAAAGCCAUCGAGAGUUCUCCGUUAGGUUCACCGGAAUCCGAUAUUAAUUUAAAAGAUGUCGUCGCUUUUCUCGUUGAUCACACGAAACCAGAAAUUAAUAAAUUUACCGAAAAAACGUUACACGUUCAUAAUAAUUUGAGCCUAUCUCUUUGCCACGAAAUCUAUAAAAAUUUACAAGACGAAGAAGAAUCGACUGCUCUUAUGCACAUUUAUUUCAAAGCACUUAAUCUCCUCCAAAUAUCAAUCGAAAGCGAAAAUUUUUAUCAACAAUUACAAACCAUAACAAAAAAAAUGGAAGAGGCCUUAACCGAUUCAUAUUCUCUACGAGCUUUGGCAACAUUUAAAAAAAAUUUAAUUAAAAAACGUAGUAGUUUGGAUGUGGUUUCAUCUGUGGAAAAUACAUUGGCGACAACGAGAAAUUCAAGGGCAUCGUCCAGAUUACAAAGCAAAAAAGAUUUUACUAUUUUAUCAUUGGAUAAACCCUCAUCCGAAUCAACCAUAAUAAAUUCUAAAGUGAGAGAAUCGUCAAAUCGUAUCGCCGAUGAAACGUCAUCAUCCGAUAGUGCGGAUACAUUAAAUUCACCAAAAAGAAAUAAAAGCAGUCGAGUAUUUGUACCUGAAAUUUUCUCGUUUUAUUUAUUUAUAUUAGUCGAUUGUAAUAAAGAUGAGGUUGUUUAUAAAUUUCAAGAAUUUUUUUACAAAGGGAAUUCGAAAAAUGAAAUAGCAUUUAGAGAAUUUGAAUCCGCGUGCGAACAAAAUCCGGAUUGUAUGUCAAAAAUGGGACCAGAAAGAUUUUCAUGCGUGAGAAAAUGCAUAUCUCCAUCGUGUCAUCAAGAUCUUUACGGUGAUGAUCCUUUGGAAGAAGGUGAAAUUGACGUGAGAUUAAAUUCGUUCAAAGGUUGUUUCACGCAAAGAUUAAACAGGCCGAGACAGUGA
Pediculus humanus corporis (human body louse) is the source of this 3330-nucleotide messenger RNA. RefSeq names its product Condensin complex subunit, putative. Gene Ontology annotation, biological process: mitotic chromosome condensation. Gene Ontology annotation, cellular component: condensed chromosome; condensin complex; cytoplasm. NCBI's taxonomy places the organism in Eukaryota, Metazoa, Arthropoda, Insecta, Psocodea, Pediculidae. The record is from RefSeq and is a predicted model, not a curated record. The coding region runs from base 1 to 3330 and encodes 1109 amino acids. The transcript is spliced from 20 exons.